AUGUCAACCAUUCACAAUAAUAUCAUCGGUUUUCCGGAAAUAUCGGCUAGUUCAAUUGGAUAUUUGCGCCCACCAUCAUCUUUAAGUUUACCAUCAAAUAGCGGUGAUUCUGGUUUUUUACCAUCAAGAUAUGGUAGUGCAACUGCUUCAACAACAAAUAUCAAUACUGGAAUUAAUUCUACAUCUGGCAAUACAUCUGUUCGCUCAUCACCGAUACCAACUGAGCAAGAUAUUGAUCAAAUAUUACGUAAAGCAGUGGAAUUAUUAACUUUACGAAAUGAAGCAUUAAAGUAUGCUAGUACUUCUUCAAAGCUUACUGAUGAUACUCGAUAUUUUAAUAGUAUUUCUGGCUUUUACAAUUUUAAUACAACAAAUUCUAUAACAAAUAAUAUUGCAUCAUAUGAAAAACAACAAACUAAUCAUUUACGAUCGAAACGUUUACCACCUUUUACUCGUAAAUCACCAAAACCGGAUAGUUACAAAACGGUGAUGUGUCAAGCAUGGCUAGAAAGUGGAAUAUGUAAUUUUGCGGAAAAUUGUCGUUUUGCGCACGGUGAAGAAGAGUUACGUCCAUGCAACAAAUUACCAAUGAAAAAUCCUAAAUAUAAAACAAAAUUGUGCGAUAAAUACACAAUGGCUGGUCUAUGUCCAUACGGUGAUCGUUGUUUAUUUAUUCAUCCGGAAGCAUCAAAUGCAUCAAAUCCAUAUAUACGACCUGAUCGAUAUUUAAAAAUACAACAGGAACGUGCUCUUCUGACAUCUUUUAACAAUGCUAAUUCGAAAAGUUCACAAAUAUUAUUGUCGAAUCACACGACAAUAAAUCAUCCACCACCACCAUCUUGGCCACUUGAAUCACCAGCAUUUUUUUCUGCUCAUCGUGAUCUUGAUCAAUUGCUCAAUUUGGAUUAUUCUACUGAAAAUAUGAAAUCAUUAUUGAAAGAAUCAGAUCAAAAAUUGGUUGCAAAAAAUAUGGAUCAUACAUUGGUUCUUAGUGAUAUCACCAAUCAAACUAUGCUAUCAGUUCAAGCAACACCAAAUAGCAUUUCAUCUGCUAGCAAUUCAAAAAUGAAUAUCAUCUCACAUCAUGAUAGCCCAGAUUCUGGUAUCUCAUUUCAUGAUUACAAUGAAUCAACAACAUUUCGCGCACCAAUCAUUUCACAAUCGGAUGCGCAAUUGUCAUCAUCCGAUUAUCCAUUUCAAUUUGCUAUUCAUGCUGAUAAUCUUGCACGCUCAUUAGCAUGCGAAUUUAAAAUUGAUUAA
Molecule: messenger RNA, 1260 nt
Organism: Brugia malayi
Lineage: Eukaryota; Metazoa; Nematoda; Chromadorea; Rhabditida; Onchocercidae
Exons: 9
Coding region: 1-1260 (419 amino acids)
Molecular function (GO): metal ion binding; mRNA binding
Source: RefSeq, a predicted model, not a curated record